Messenger RNA from Salarias fasciatus (jewelled blenny), 3476 nucleotides. RefSeq names its product twist-related protein 2-like. The record is from RefSeq and is a predicted model, not a curated record. Gene Ontology annotation, biological process: regulation of transcription by RNA polymerase II; developmental process. NCBI's taxonomy places the organism in Eukaryota, Metazoa, Chordata, Actinopteri, Blenniiformes, Blenniidae. The coding region runs from base 326 to 961 and encodes 211 amino acids. Gene Ontology annotation, molecular function: DNA-binding transcription factor activity, RNA polymerase II-specific; RNA polymerase II transcription regulatory region sequence-specific DNA binding; protein dimerization activity. The transcript has a single exon.
CAUGAGGAGAGCGCACGUUGCCGAACGCGGAGCGCCUUCACAGAGGCUCGGACAGGUUUCCACCCGCGUGGACGAAGGAGGGCGGCCGGGAUCCGGAAACCAAGGGCUGAGUUCACGUGCGACAAGGUAGACAGACUGUUGAAGAAGUGGAACAGCAGAAGAUUAAAUGAAGGCGCGUCGUGGACGGAGUUUCUGAGCACGGACGGAAGAGACAGAAACCGCUCGGAGGGGAAGUGGAGACGGAGGCAAACUGAAGGAAGAACUGGUCUUCAGAGGAGGAUUCAGUCACGCAAAAAAAGAGAAGGCAGGAAAAACGUGGCCAAGCAUGCGAGAGGAGGAGCAGCUGAGUGAUGACCACCCCGAGGAAGGAGUGGUUUCCCGUGAGGACACUGUGGGGAGACCUCUUUCCAACACCUGUCCGGUCGUCGUAGCAACGCCGGGGGUCGUCGGGCGAAAGCGACAGCUAACCUCGCACAUGGAGGACCGCCUCGCGGUCAGUCCCACCACGCCUGCCGACGACGGCAAAGUCAAGCCGGGGAGCGACGUCCAGAUCUACACUGCGAAAAAACUCAAGAGGAGCCCCCAGCACCGGUCGCCUUCCUCGGGCCCGUCGCUGUCGCCCGUCCCCGGUCCCAGCCCCGGAGGGCUCUCGUCGCUCGAGGACACCCACGCACAGAGGGUCAUCGCCAACAUAAGGGAGCGCCAACGGACACAGUCCCUCAAUGAGGCGUUCGCCUCGCUGCGGAAGAUCAUCCCGACGUUGCCGUCCGACAAACUCAGCAAGAUCCAGACCUUGAAGCUGGCGUCGCGCUACAUUGACUUCUUGUACCAGGUUCUGCAGAGUGACGAGAUGGACUCCAAGCUCGCCGGAUGCAACUACCUGGCCCACGAGAGGCUGAGCUACGCCUUCUCUGUCUGGAGGAUGGAGGGCGCCUGGUCGACUAUGUCUGCCGGUCAUUAGCUUUAGAGAAAUUAUUUCAAAUAUGACGAAAUCCUCACAACAGGGAAAUAUUUUUACAUUGACCGAGGAGAUGAUCAAACUGUGUGCGCUGAGCGGCAGACUCCAGUAUCUACCACUUCAUGUUGUAUCAGUGUUUGACCUGCAGUGAAAAGACUCAGAUUUGAGUUGAUUUGGGGGUGGAGGUGGUCUUUCCAUUGUCAUCCAGCCACGCAUCUGAUGUACCGAUGGACUGUUGUGCUGUUGCUGCUCUGCUUUGUGGAAAAGCGGUUGUUCCCCCUCACGAGUGUCAGUGGAGGUGUUCAGAAACCCCAUCAAGGUAGAUGUGAGUGUGUUAGGUUCUGUCUUUCAGAACAUGUGUGUUCUGUUUACAUAAAUCAGGAGAGGUGAGAGAAACACAGCUGGUCCUCAUUCAGCUUUCGUUCAGUCCCUCGACCUCGCGGUUCAGGACUCCCUGUCCCGAACCGCAGCAUCCACGUGACCCCGCGGCCCAUUGUGCUGGAAGCCCUCUGACCCCUCCGCUCUCUCAGGUUGUGAAGCUUGACAGCUGCUUUCAGCUGCUUUAUCGCUUUGACUCGCUGAUCCUCAGCGGUGAGAUAGGUGGGCCCACCAUCAGAGCGUUUUAGUCGAGGAAGUGUACACGUUUCGGGAGAAAAGCGGGAGCUGUAGAAAGGCUGAGGAGGACUAGAGACAGGACUGGAAAGACAGAAUGUGGAUGUUUUGAAGGCAUGUUGGACCUUUGACUUUUCCAGACCCUUUCAACUCCUACUUUUCCAAGACUCCUGACAUUUUAUGUAUCCCCGACCACCUCUGAACCUGAGUGGCGGUGGAAAAAGACGCCGCGGGCAGCCGCCGUCUCUCCUGCCUGAAGUUUCUCCUCCACACGCCAAAAGAACCCUCGCCCCUUUUGUUUCUUCUGGUGCCAAAAAAACCUCUCCUCUUAAAAUUCUUUCCUCUCGUUCUGGCCCAGAUUCGCUUGCGUUGCACGAAACGGUGAUACAGUGGCGGCACGCUGACGAGGAGGAGUAAUGAAAACAAACGGCCUCCAAAAAGCCAUGAAUCAUGCGUGUCGCCAUCAAAGGGGAGGCUGAUGUGGCUCCCUGCUGGGCUCCCAUAAACCACUGGGAGUGAUGGAGGAGGUGAGAGCUGAUUUAUACACAAAAAUGUGCACAUAUAGGUACAACUGUGUGCAUGCACACACACAAAAAGCCCUUUCCUAAUGAAUUGGAGUUUGAUAAAAAAAAAAAACCUAAAUAGAGUUUUCAUCUAUCAAAGUGAUUAAACAAAAUCCACAUAAAUAAAAAAAGCACCACCUGCAAGCUUUAACUCAAGCAGACGUCGUGUUGUUUUGGUUCCAACUCACAUCCAUGACCAAUCAUUUCUUCCCUCAUUGCCAGAAUGCAGCAGAGAGCAGCAGCCUAUCAUUAGCGUGUCGCGGGGAGGCGGCUAAUGUUUCCAGCUCCUGUGAAGUCCUUUACCCACAGUCCCACAGUCAGCACAGUGUGGUCUCGUGAGGCUAAACUCCACCGACACGCUAAAAGACACUUGACAUUUAAAAAGAAUUCUGUUCCGGGCCAGAACUGAAGGGAUCGGUGUGUUUUUCUACGUAGCCUGAGGGAGGCUAGGCUAGCACAGGGGAACGGAGUCCGUUAUGUUCUAUAGACUCAUUAAAUUCAACGUGCUCUCGUCUGGUUUUCCUCCUGGGGAACUAUGUCAGUGUUCGUUGCCUUUUUUCUGUUUUCAGAUGUACUGGGUGUCCGGGUCGGCUUCUGUCAGGGAUCGCCACGGUAACGUGUCCAUCAGUUCUGUCCUUCCAGUCGCCCUGAUCGCCAUCUUUCUCUGAUACAGGUGGAAACUGGAUUCAUGAAGGAAAAAUCACCUGGCUCUGAAUUAAGGAUUUAAUUAACCCCUAAAAUGUUAGAAAAUACCUUGAGAUCAAAAAAGACUCUUUUGUGAUUGAAUCAGAAAAAAAAAAACAUUUUAUGGGUCAUUAUUAGACAUAGUUUUUCUCCUAUGUAUAAAAUAAAUUCGGGAAGGGGUUUCAGAGAAUUCAAAAUGUAUUUUCAUUUAAAACUGCUGAAUUAACAGCAAAACAUGACACAAUUUUUUCCGAAUUAAUGGGAUAAAUAUGUUUUCAUUUUUUGAGAUGAAUUUAUAUUACAAUAAUGGGAAAAUAUUUUGGAUAAAAUAUGAUUAAAUGAAAAAUAUUCCAGUGAUUUCCUGAAUUAAGAACAUAUUGUGUUUUUUUUCAGGGAAUGAAUUAAAAAUUGAGAGCUUUCUUACAAGGAAAACAUGGUUUACUGUGUUCUUCUGAAUUAAGAUGAGUUCAUGUUGAAAUCAACCCUUUUUGUGAUCAAUUUUUCUGAACAAAACUAUUAUUAUGGGUUCAGUUUUUCACGUUUAACUAAAUGCAUUCAUGUUGGAAAUAUGUUUUUUUAUUUCUGUUCUUCUGAUGUGAUAAAAACAAAGUCUAAAAAUGAAAUUUUCUAUGUUUUCCAAAUUAGUGAAAACCUUUUUU